This is a messenger RNA of Hyaena hyaena (striped hyena), 1923 nucleotides long. It is a transcript of the gene RMP64, whose product is annotated as nucleolus and neural progenitor protein. Gene Ontology annotation, biological process: positive regulation of Notch signaling pathway. Gene Ontology annotation, cellular component: nucleus. The transcript has 9 exons. The coding region runs from base 282 to 1748 and encodes 488 amino acids. The record is from RefSeq and is a predicted model, not a curated record. NCBI's taxonomy places the organism in Eukaryota, Metazoa, Chordata, Mammalia, Carnivora, Hyaenidae.
UGAGCCGAAGUCAGAUGUUCAACUGAGUGAGCCACCCAAGCGCCCCCUGAAUAUAUUCUUAAAGUACCUUUGCUUUUAAGAGUUUGAGUGCAUUCAUUCUGCCUUGCUUAUGUUCAUAACUGGAGAUUCAGUGAAGUGUGUAACAGGAACCCUACCAUCAAGACCUUUGCGUUGCAGCUGUAAUUAGAGAAUGCGGUCUUGUUACACAGUCGCUGAAGAGCCAAACCUUGGAUGCAGAAACAGAUGUGCUCUGCGCAGUCCUUUACAGCAAUCACUACAGAAUGGGCCGCCACAAGCCCCAUUUAGCCCUCAAACAGGUUGAACAGUGUUUAAAACGUUUGAAAAACAUGGAUUUGGAGGGUUCAAUUCAACAUCUUUCUGAGUCGUUUUCUUCCAAUCUGAAUCAUCCUGUAACUACCACAGCAUAUGUCAUCCCUAGCCAACCAGUGGUUGAAUUGGUGCUCAUGAAGAUUUUGGGAGCCUGCAAGUUGUUACUUCGCUUCUUGGACUGUUGCUGCAAGACAUUUCUCUUGACUGUGAAACAUCUAGGUUUACGAGAAUUCAUUAUUUUAAACCUUGUGAUGGUUGGGCUGGUGAGCAGGUUAUGGGUUCUCUAUAAAGGUGUUUUAAGAAGGCUGACUUCUUUAUAUGAGCCAUUGUUUGGAUUGCUUCAGGAAGUCUCUAAGAUUCAACCACUGCCCUACUUCAAAGAUUUUACCUUUCCCUCUGAUAUUGCCAAAUUUUUAGGACAGCCCUAUUUUGAAGUCUUUAAGAAAAAAACUCCCACAGCUUUUCCAGCUAAAGGAGUAACUAAAUUGUUAAAUAAACUGUUUUUAACAAAAGAGCAAUCACCAAGGUCUAGCAAAGAAACUGUACAUAGAAUCUGCAAAAAAGCUAAGCAAAUGAAGAUCAAUAUACAGAGUGAUAUGGAUCUUGGACAGCCAGUAAAAAAUAAGAAAAUCUUCAAAGAAAAGUCAUCAGAAUUUGAUUUGAGAGCUUUCUGCAAGCAGCUGAAGCACAAGGCUCUUCAGGAGACCAGCAUUAAAUGUUCUCAGUCCAAACUAAAGGCAACCAAACAUUCUUCUCAGAGAGCAUCAGGAACUCCCUGUGCCAAAAGUUUUGUGCAAAGAUUUCGAGAGGCUAAGACUUUCAUUCAACUUUCUGAAGAACUCCAAAUGGCGAUUUUGUGGUGCAGGAGCAAAAAGCUCAAGGCUCAGGCCUCCUUUCUGGGUAACAAACUUCUUAAAAGUAACCGGCUUAAACAUGUGGAAGCUCAAGGCUAUGGUUUGCCAAAGAAACUCAAGUGCAUAAAAACAUCUAUUUGCAACUGCCUUCUUCGUGGUGCAGGAAUCAAGACUUCAAAGCAUCAUUUGAGACAAAGAAGAUCUCAGAAUAGAUUUUUACUGGGACAGAGGAGACGGCAAAGAAAGUUGCAGCUGACUCUUUCAAAGGAAAUUCAGCAGUCCCCUCAAGGGACUCAGAAUGCUACAGAGAGCAGAAAAUGGAAGUGCUCACAUUGCACAGUUCAUAGAACUGAUCUCUACCCCAACAAUGAGCAACUCUUGAGGAGCAGAGUUUCAAAUCCUGUCAUACAAACUAAAGAGAAACAACUUCAUGAAAACCUUACAGGAAACCAUGAAAAUGAAACUAAUUCCUGGACAAUGGUGCAAAUGAACAAACAUAAUACAUCAGGAACCAUUAAGGAGACAGACGACAUUGAUGAUAUUUUUGCCUUAAUGGGAGUUUAAAUGCUCAUAUGUGAGACAUUUAAUUGCUUAACAAACUGGUCCACUGUUCUAUUUUACAUGGAACUUGCUGAGGUUGGAAAGAUUUAGAAAUACCACUUGGAGUCAGAGAGGAACUGGUUUAGUAUAACAUUAUACAGCAGUAAUUUCAGUUCAAUAAACAUUUACAGUAGCUCUG